AUGGGGCCCCAGGUGGAAGGAUCGAUUGAGCUGUUGGUUACCAUGGGGACAGAACCCAAACUCUCUACGGUGAUGAUGAACUUCCUGGUGGUAAAGGUGAAUUCCACGCACAAUGGAAUAUUGGGGCUACCGGGACUCAAUGCACUGCAGGCGGUGGUCUCAACCCCACACUUAGUCAUGAAAUUCCCAACUGACCACGGGGUGGGAGAAUGUCGUGGAAGCCAGGUAGCGGCCCGCCGCUGCUAUGAAGGAUACCUAAGAACCAAAGGAAAGGAGCCACAAAUGCAUCUGAUCCACUUGGAUGACAACCGAGAUAUCGGUGAGGAAGAAAGAAGUGAGCCAGCCGAGGAGCUGGUCCACGUGGAGAUAGUAGCAGGGGACGCGACGCACACCGUCCAGAUAGGCGCAGGCCUAAUUGGCAAAAGAAAAAUCGUCCUCAUAAAUUUCCUUAGAACCAAUGCAGACGUAUUUUCCUGGUCUGUUGUUGAUAUGCCUGGGAUAGAUAGGAAGAUAGUCGAACACAGACUCAGCGUCUACCCCACCGCCAAGCCAGUGUUCCAGAAGAAGAGAACCUUUGCACCGGAACGUCAAGAAAAGGUGAUUGAGGAAGUAACCAAGCUGCUUGAUGCCGGCUUUAUCGAGGAAGCUAUCUACCCAGAAUGGCUUUCUAAUGUUGUAAUGGUGCCCAAGCCGAACGGCAAAUGGCAAAUGUGUAUUGAUUUUAUAGAUUUGAAUAAAGCCUGUCCUAAAGACUACUACCCCUUACCUCGUAUUGAUUUAUUGAUAAAUGCCACGGCAGGCCAUGAAAUACUUUUUUUUAUGGAUGCCUACUCAGGGUAUAAUCAGAUUAGCAUGUAUGUACCUGAUAUAUUGAAAACUUCUUUUAUCGCGGGGAGGGAUACAUACUAUUAUAUUCGCAUGCCUUUCAGAUUAAAGAAUGCCGGAGCUUCCUACCAGCGCCUGAUAAAUUACCUUUUCAGGCACCAAAUAGGCCGUAAUGUGAAAGUUUAUGUAGAUGAUAUGUUGGUAAAAAGCUUAAAAGCAUAA
Messenger RNA from Telopea speciosissima, 1047 nucleotides. RefSeq lists its product as uncharacterized. The transcript has a single exon. The coding region runs from base 1 to 1047 and encodes 348 amino acids. NCBI's taxonomy places the organism in Eukaryota, Viridiplantae, Streptophyta, Magnoliopsida, Proteales, Proteaceae. The record is from RefSeq and is a predicted model, not a curated record.